This is a messenger RNA of Papaver somniferum (opium poppy), 1455 nucleotides long. Its product is annotated as putative disease resistance protein RGA3. The transcript is spliced from 4 exons. Bases 1 to 1455 code for a protein of 484 amino acids. Lineage: Eukaryota; Viridiplantae; Streptophyta; Magnoliopsida; Ranunculales; Papaveraceae. The record is from RefSeq and is a predicted model, not a curated record.
AUGGCAAUGGAGGAUAUUGGUAAAGAGUACUUCAACAGUUUGUUAUGGAAUUCCUUCUUUCAAGUUGCUGAGAAAGAUAGGUUCGGAGAAAUCAAAGUGUGCAAAAUGCAUGCUCUUGUGCAUGAACUUGCAUUAGCUGUUUCAGGUACUAAUGACUGUGCAGAAGUAAAGGCAGACGAAAUUUCAAAUGUAUCUGAUGCGAGACGUUUAUGGGUUUUUGAUUCUGACAAAGAAACAGAUGUGCAUUCACAUUCUUUUGAAAACGAGAACAAAUUACGAACUGCUUUGACGAACAUCGAAUGUGUUUUCAUUUUUAAUAAGCAUUUGCGAGUGUUAGAUUUAAGCAAGGCUUACAUUCCAGAAUUUCCGCCAUCCAUCAAAAUCUUGAAAAAUCUACGGUACCUUGAUGUUUCAAAUCCUAGAAUAUGUGUAUUACCUAAUUCCAUCUGCAGCCUCAACAACUUGCAAACUUUGAAGGUAGGCCCAAGUCUCUCACAGCUUCCGAAGGACAUGAAAAAGUUGAUUAACCUGAGACAUAUUAUAAUGGAUAAUCGUGUCUGGGGUGAAUUUCCAGUAGAGAUGGGUCGAUUAAGAUGCCUCCGGACGUUACCAUUAUUUAGAGUAGGCAUAAAUAACCGGUGUGGUAUCGGAGAGUUGGAAAAGUUAAACCAUCUUGAAGGGGAUUUAAUGGUCUAUAAUUUAGAGAAUGUCAGAGAUUGUAAUGAUGCUGUGAGAUCAAACUUGAUGGGGAAGGAAAAGAUUUGCAGAUUGGGUCUAUUCUGGAAUCGAAGAAACGGCAAUGGUGAAUGCAACGAUGAGGUGGUGCUGGAAGGACUUCAAUCUCACUCCAAUUUGAGAUCAUUGCAAAUAGGUAACUCUAUGGGCUUGAAUUUUUCAGCAUGGAUGACUAGCAAGAUAUCUUCGUCUCUCCGAAACCUGGUAGAGAUCAAUUUACAGGAUUGCAGAGGCAAACAGAUUCAAGGGUUUGGACAGCUAGGAAAACUGAAAAGGCUCACAUUAUCUCGAAUGUCUGAUCUAGUAGACUGGGUGGAGCCACCACCAACAUCACAUUUUCCAUCAUUCCCUUGUCUGGAGAACCUGACUAUUCAUUUGUGUUACUAUUUAAAGACGACGCCAACUUAUUUUCCUUCACUGAAGUCUUUAACAAUAGCAUACAGCGAAGCCGGGACGAUUGGUUGGGAAACCUCUCAUUACUUCAGAGAACUUGAUGGAUGGUCACAUUCGAGUUCACUGCCUCACCAGCUUCAGAACCUCACAGCAUUGCGUGAGUUAGCACUGCGGAACUUGAGGGAUUUAGAGGCUUUGCCUGAUUGGAUAGGAAACCUCAAGUCUCUUGAAUACCUGCAGAUGCAGUUCAUCCGCACCUCACUUGCAACCGCCAAGGAGGAAGUAUUGAUGGCUAAGUCAACCGGUUUGGCUACUUGGUCAUGUUGA